UAGUGGCAGGGCCAAAAAUCAUAUCUAAACCACAGAAAUCCCCCUCUACUUGCCACUCAGCACUUUACAUGCAUUGCCUCAUUUACGAUCAUUAGCCAUUUUAAAGCUGAGAAACCAAGGCUAGAAGUAACAGAGUGAAUACAGCCCAGAUCUACCUGUGGGCCCUGGGAAGCUGUGCUCAGAGCCUGCAGUUGGUGAGGUCGGCUCAUGAGGUCACAAUGUGGCCAAGACUCAGGGGGCAGAGCAGACAGAGUGUGGGCCACGGUCCCCAGAGGUGACGAGCCCCACCAUGGGAAACAGUGGAUCCCACAAAAGGACCAAAGCACCCAAGCAGGCCCGCAAGGAGAGGCCAAGUGACAUGGACAAGGCCUGGUGGAGACAGUUCCUCAGCCACCUGACUCGGAAGAAGCCAGCUACCAGGAUCGUGCUGCUUCUCCCCUUAGACAAGCGGCAGCCGCUGGCCGAGGCUGGGCGACCGAGUGACGACGAAUCAGGCAGUGGGCUAGGCUCCCCGGCGGCGCCCAGGCUGCGCGGAGCGGGAGAAGGCGGCGAGGGCGAGCUGAAGAUGCCGGUGCUGCUGCUGUUACGGCGGGAGGCGCGGCGGCCGGAAGAGGGCGUGGCCGGUGCGUUGGGCGCGGGCGGGGCCGGGGCCCAGGCCGGGGCCGCGCUGAGCUGGCCGCGGCUGCACCAGUGCCUGCGGUCCCCGGGCAAAGCACCCGGCAAGGCCGGCCCCACCCAAGAGCAGCCGCACAAACGGCACCGCUGCCGUCGCUCACGGCUCUAAGCCCCUGACCCUCCAAUAAAGAGCUUGUGGCAACCCUGGCGCCUGUGAACCCUGUUGGAGGCGUCCGGGCGCAGAGUCGGGUUAGGCAAAGCGGAGGCUGGAAGCCGCACCGGGGUGAACGAGGCGAGGCGUAUUGAGGGCAGAGCCACCGCCACGGUCUGGAGCCAAGGCUGUCUUUUGCUUUCUCCUCCCUUGUGCCAAGAGUCAGAACACAACCCCACACCUUGCUACAGCGGUGAGAGGCAGUUCCCUUCCCCCAACACUCCAAACCCAGUCACAUCCCGCCCAGUGUGCAGGCUCGAGGUGGGCUUGGGCAAACCCAGGCGUGGCCACGCUAUCUGUUUCCAGCAAAGCCUGCAACUCCCCCAGCAUCCAGAAAUCCCUCUUAGGCAGAGGGAGGGUCCCAGACCAACAGGCACCAUCCUAGAAGGAUAGCCAGGACACCACAGUCAGCUGGGGCAAGGCCUGAGACGUGGAUUCUGCUGUGGACGCACCCAGGACAGGCUGGAAACCCUGGGCCUCUGGCCCCUCAUGCCCACACAUUGUGUUUGGUAACCCCAAAACACUCAGCCCCCCAAUCUUCCCUAAGGCACCUCUGUCUCCCAACCUACCCUGUCCCAUCUCCUUUCCCACAAGACAAAGCCUUCUUCCAAACCAUUCAUCUGUCUAGGGCAGCCCACUCCCCUGCUCAUCAGCUUUCAACAGGUCUCUUACCUACAGGGAAAAAGCCCCCAGCCUCAGCCUCACUCCCCAAAUCACUUAAA
This is a messenger RNA of Sapajus apella (tufted capuchin), 1548 nucleotides long. RefSeq names its product chromosome unknown C20orf144 homolog (gene CUNH20orf144). The transcript has 2 exons. The record is from RefSeq and is a predicted model, not a curated record. Lineage: Eukaryota; Metazoa; Chordata; Mammalia; Primates; Cebidae. The coding region runs from base 290 to 784 and encodes 164 amino acids.